Dermatophagoides pteronyssinus (European house dust mite) is the source of this 780-nucleotide messenger RNA. RefSeq lists its product as uncharacterized. Lineage: Eukaryota; Metazoa; Arthropoda; Arachnida; Sarcoptiformes; Pyroglyphidae. The record is from RefSeq and is a predicted model, not a curated record.
AUGUCAUUACAAACACCUAAACAACCAAUGAUGGCACAGCAACCAAUGUCAGCAAAAAAUAAUGGUGGGGGUGGUGGUGGUGGUGGUGGUUCUCGUCCGACAACGCCGACAAAUACUACUAAUCGUCCUAACAGUAAUGAUGGUACUGUUCGUAAUACUCGUGGACCUGGUUGGCUAACAAAAAAACCGGCUAAACCUUCUAUAACACCAGAUUUUUGGUGUCGACCAUUUAUGCCCAAUCCUCCUCAAUUGUCAGAUGUUGCAAAUGCUUAUUUUAUUGGCUAUAAGGAUAGUAGUGAUUGGCAUUUUAAAAAAUUAUUAAAUGUAAUUGAUUGGUUUUAUCGUAAUGGACCCGGUACAUUCAGUUUUGCAGCAUAUUUGUUUCGUGAGAAUAAAAUAUCUUUUAGACCGAUACAAAAAAAUCGUCCACGACGAGGAGGAGGACGACGGGGAGGACGACGACGGGGAGGACGAAGUUUUCGAUCAAGAGGAAGAGGAGGAGGAAGAGGCCGUGGUCGAGGAUAUGGUGGUCGAGGAUAUGGUGGUCAAGGAUAUAAUGGUCAAGGAUAUGGUGGUCGAGGAUAUGGUGGUCGAGGUUAUGGUGGUCAAGGAUAUGGUGGUCAAAGGCGUAUUUACACGAGAAGUUUUUACAAUUCAAGCAUGUCACAAAGACGAGAUGGUCCACCAUCACAAUCACCACAAGCACAACAACCAAAACAACCACAACAACCACAAUCAAUGGCUAAUGGUAAAACUAGUCAACCUCAGACUUCAAGAUAA